Molecule: messenger RNA, 519 nt
Organism: Raphanus sativus (radish)
Lineage: Eukaryota; Viridiplantae; Streptophyta; Magnoliopsida; Brassicales; Brassicaceae
Product: 60S ribosomal protein L37a-2
Exons: 4
Coding region: 114-392 (92 amino acids)
Biological process (GO): translation
Cellular component (GO): ribosome
Molecular function (GO): structural constituent of ribosome
Source: RefSeq, a predicted model, not a curated record
AAAAUGCCCUAAUAUUCUUGGUAUAAAAACAACGGUUUUAGCUGUGAGUAGCUGCGAGUCGUCCUCUCUCCUCUCUAGGGUUUUUCAUAUUCGGCGUUUGUGCUCGUUUCGAAAUGGCGAAGAGAACGAAGAAGGUUGGAAUCGUCGGCAAGUACGGUACUCGAUAUGGAGCGAGUAUCAGGAAGCAGAUCAAGAAGAUGGAGGUGAGCCAGCACAGCAAGUACUUCUGUGAGUUCUGCGGCAAGUACGGAGUGAAGCGAAAGGCUGUUGGUAUCUGGGGAUGCAAGGAUUGUGGCAAGGUCAAAGCUGGUGGUGCCUACACCAUGAACACCGCCAGUGCCGUCACCGUUAGAAGCACCAUCAGGAGGUUGAGGGAGCAGAUCGAGGGUUAAAAAAAUCUUCAUAUGAUUUGUCGUCAUUCAAUUGGCUUCUUCGCUUUUUUUGACAAUCGUGCUAUGCUUAUCUUUCUUAUUCAAGACGCUGUUACAUUUAGCCAUGAAUCUAUGUUUUAUUGGAGUU